AUGGUAUGGAAUUUAUUGGGUUUUUUGGGUAGAGUACUAGCUGUUGGUCAUGAGGAUCAAUUAGGUACUUAUACAAUGCAAAACUUUUGUUUAACAGUUUCACCAGCAUUUAUUAUGGGUGGUGUUUACUUUAUUUUUGGUCAAAUGGUUGUUAUUCAUGGUAGUGAGUUCUCUAUUCUUCCUCCAAUGUGGUAUUCUUACUUUUUUAUCACCCUUGAUGUUUGUACUAUUUUGAUUCAAGCUGCUGGUGGUGGUAUUUCUGCUUCUGGUUCUGGUGGUAAUCUUGGUACUACUCUUAUGAUUAUUGGUGUUGCUACUCAAGUUGCUUCAAUGAGUAUCUUUUUGUUCUUCUGGUUUGAAUUCUUAAUUAAAUGUUAUUUCAAAUAUUCUAAACAAGAUGGAAGUAGAGGUCCUUUAACAGAAAGAAGCUUUUCCAAUUUCAUGAAAUUGUUAUUUAAUACUCCUUCCACAAGAGGUUACAGAGCCAAUUAUUUGGAUGAAAAAUACGAUAGUAGAUACUAUAAAAUUCGUCAAGGUCGUCUUUUUGGAUGGUUCCCAUUAGCAAUUACAAUUGCUGUUGUUGCUGUUUACAUCCGUUGUGUAUACAGAGUUGUUGAAUUAGCACAAGGUUGGGGUGGUUAUUUAAUGACUCACGAAAUUUACCUUUUGGUAUUGGAUGCAUCAAUGAUAACAAUAUGUGGUUUGGUCUUUAUUCCUUUCCAUCCAUAUUGGGUUUUGGGUAAAGAAAAUAUCCUUAAACGUUCAGCACUUAAAAAUGCUACUAAGGCAAACAAAUCCAACUUUGAUGACGGUUACGAAUUAUCUGAUAGAAUGAGUUCUUAUUAG
This is a messenger RNA of Candida tropicalis MYA-3404, 846 nucleotides long. RefSeq names its product RTA1 domain-containing protein. NCBI's taxonomy places the organism in Eukaryota, Fungi, Ascomycota, Pichiomycetes, Serinales, Debaryomycetaceae. The transcript has a single exon. Gene Ontology annotation, cellular component: plasma membrane; fungal-type vacuole. Bases 1 to 846 code for a protein of 281 amino acids. The record is from RefSeq and is a predicted model, not a curated record.